Messenger RNA from Sitophilus oryzae (rice weevil), 4817 nucleotides. RefSeq names its product zinc finger protein 91-like. NCBI's taxonomy places the organism in Eukaryota, Metazoa, Arthropoda, Insecta, Coleoptera, Curculionidae. The coding region runs from base 404 to 4246 and encodes 1280 amino acids. Gene Ontology annotation, biological process: regulation of transcription by RNA polymerase II. Gene Ontology annotation, cellular component: nucleus. Gene Ontology annotation, molecular function: RNA polymerase II transcription regulatory region sequence-specific DNA binding; DNA-binding transcription factor activity, RNA polymerase II-specific; zinc ion binding. The transcript is spliced from 6 exons. The record is from RefSeq and is a predicted model, not a curated record.
GUUUAUCUGCGAUUCGAGUUGGAGAAGUUGUUUUCAUUCAUUUCCAACUCCAGUAAUCCAAAAAAACGAGUGUUUUAGUGUUUCAAAUCAAUUAUCGACUGAAAAUCUUAAGGAACCAGAACGAGCAAAUUGUUAAAAAACAAGACUGACUUGAUGGAAUGAUGCGACGACGUUGACUCGGUUGUUCGGUAUUCGGUUUUUUGGUGUGUAUCGGCAGCUAAAUUAUCGUGAAAAUUUGAAGAAAACGAUGGGAUAGACGGCGGAAAUGGUGAAAAUGUCGACGAAAUCGCUCAAUUUCCUAUAAACUUCGCCGUGUUAUCGAGUAGUGUCUCUUGGCUUGCCACGUUCCUUGCCGUCGUCGCCGACUCCGCAAUUCAAUUCAUUCAUCAGCAGUCGUGCAGCCAUGGCGGAACAACAUCGAGGCGCAGAUUACCUUGCCGUCUGCAGACUGUGCCUCUCCGAUAGAACGGACUCGCUAAAAUCCAUCUACGACAUCGCCUUAGGUCCGAACCGUCUUCCACAGAAGAUUCUACAACUGUUGGCCGUCCAGGUUAACAAGCUAGACAAGAUAUCGACGCUCAUUUGCAAUGAUUGCAUCAUUAGACUGGAUACCUUUCACGCAUAUAAGCGGGAAUGCCACAGAAACCAGACAAAAUUGGCAGAAUGGUUGAACAAAAACGCCGGUUGCAAUUCAAAUGAAAUGAGUUUUCCCAUCAAACCGGAACCGGAUGAUUUCGAGUUCAACGAAGUGGGCCUGGUGAACGGAAAUCACGUGAGCUGGCCCGUCAAAAUCGAAGUAGACGUGGACGAAGACAUGGACGAAGAAUACAACGAUCUACCACCUCACCUCCUUCCUAACAGUUUCGACAACCACGGCGAGCCAUUCGUGGUUAAUUCACCCACUGGAAACUAUUCAGAAGAAGAAACAAGAUGUCCGGAUUGCGGCCGACUGUUCGGCACAAUUCAGAACAUGAGGAGGCAUCAGAACGUGCUCCAUCGCAAGGAUAAAAGAACGCCAAUGAACGAAAUUAAGAAAGCCAGCGACCCCGUGGCCGUGACAGAUCAACCCAAAGAUCUGUCAGCUGAAACCGAGAAGGACAUAGCAAUAGAAAACACCUCUGUUGUCCCUUCUCUUGAUACUUCUGGCGAAGUACCACCUGAAAAUAAUGACAGCUCCUUGAAUAUGUCUGAAGAGAACACUGUUUCAGAAGUAAAUAACACCGAAGAAACGGAAAAAUGUCAAGAAGAACAACAAGAACAGACUGAAGAUGAACCCAAAAAUCCUGAAGAAACAGAACCCGAAAAAACUCAAGAAGAACCAACCGAAAACACUCCAGAAAGUGACCAACAAAAAAUCCAGUUCGCCGCCGGCUUAAAACUGGUUCAAAAAGACUCCACCCCCAUAGAAUGCGAACCUUUAUCCAAAAUCGAGUUGAGCUACAUUGACAAAUGUAAGGCUAUGGUUUCAAUGUUCCACACUCUUCAAUGCGCCUGCCACAAUGUCCAGCACAAAACCUCAAGAAACCUUCACUCUCACCUUCGAGAGCUACGCAUCUGGUUUCCUCUUUUCACUUGCUACAACUGUAUGAUUUCUUUCACUGACCGAUCAACGUUCACCAAACACCACACCAAAUGCACCAGAACUCAAUUCGAGACCUUGAUCAAGCUGUCAAACCUCAAAAAAAGAAGCGAAGUCAAGACCAGGCUGUACGAAAACUACAAAUGUAACCGUUGUCGCUUUUUGUACAGUUUCUACGAAGAUUUUUGCAAACAUAUAGAAGAAGAUCAUGCGUCUGGUUCGCCUCCAUUUUACUGUUCAUGCCGAUACGUUUUUGACACUUUGGAAGAAUACAGGAACCACUGUUACAACUCUUGCAUCCUUUCAUACUAUUGUGACAUAUGUUUCAUCACUACCACCACGCAGGAAGAGUUUGUGAAACACUGUCAAGAACUCCACGACUCUUCAGAAGGUUUUGUACUUCUUCAAGAGGACGGAUACAGUCCUAGAAAGCCAUUCUCCCACCACAAGGAAGUUGAUACUGAAGCAAACGUAGUUGAAGGAAAAAGGGAGAGAAAAAAAUCGGUGAAACCCCCGAUUUUAGUGCAGAUAUACGACUCGGAGAUCCCUCCGGAACCGCUAGACAUGGCGCCGAAAACAGUGUUCAAGAAGAUGCUAAACGAAGCUGUGAAAUUUAACCCGACCUGGAAAAACCCAUCCGAGUGUCCUUUGUGUCACAAAGUGUACGCGAGCAUCCAUAACAUGGCGAGACAUUACAAAACUCACCUGGAGAAAAACGAAGUUCCUAUGCCAGUUCAAGCGAGAGAAGAAGACGAUUCGUUGUACAGCUGUCCGGAUUGUGGAGGAAUGUACCCCACAGCUAAAUGGGCUAAACAUUUGGAAGAAAAACAUCCGCCCAAACCUUGCGGAGAUUGCGACAAGAUGUUCCAGUUCCAAGGCGAAUUAGAGCAACACCGCAGCGUUCACUUGAACCUGAAAAUUCACAGAGACUCCAAAACACAUUCCUACAAGUCCACCAUGCUGAGUCCUGUGGGUGAAGUUAAUGGUUUAUUGGGUGAGGUGAUGGUUAUGUGCGAACUCUGUGACACGAUGUUUAAGAGUAAGGAAGAGUUGAAGAACCACAAGCUGGUUUGCGAAGAUAGAUCUAACAAGUCUCAGUCGGGAAGUUCGUUGAAAGAUGACGGAGAUACUAUGGAUAUUGAAGGAAUGCCUGUUCUUGAAACCGUCGAAAAGACAGAGGAGAAAAAGGACGACGGAUUCGUCUGUACUUCCUGCCAGAAAGUGUACCUUAGCGUGAAAACUUUGAAAGAGCACAUGAAGAACAAACACGGAAUUUUGUACAAGAGAAAAAACGAUUUCCCGAAAAAGUGCCAGUACUGCGACAGGAUGUGCACUACCGGAGCAGCUCUGUACCUCCACACCCAAAUGCACGAGCGCAUGACCUUAAACGACUUGAAAUCAGACAAAUCUGCCAUAGCCAAAGCAAAAAAGAAAGCCUCAUUAGAGAAAGAAGCUGAUCCUGAUGAGGAAGGAGGGUCUUACCACACUUGCAAGAGGUGUUUCAAAGUAUUCGCAACCAAAGGAAAAUUACGGGACCACAUGAAAUGUCACGGUGUAAAUCCAGCCAAGAAACCAUCGAAAAAAAUCACCUGCAACAUCUGCCAUGUUUGUCUGGAUAACGCUGAUGAAUUGGAGAAGCAUAAGUCAUCAGAACAUUCUGAAGGAUUGGACGGUAUGCCUCAGCUGGUAAACGAGAUGGAGGUUGAUCAAAAAGACGACGAUAAAGAAGAGAAAAAUACGACUGAAGUUACCAAGAUCAAAAACACAAAUCUGUGUAAAUACUGUAAGGUUACUUUCGAUAAUUUUGCUGAGUUUGCGCAACACAUGCACGAGGAACAUGACGAAACUGCUAAACCUAAGGUUAGUAGAAUCAAACGAAAAGACUUGGGAGAUAGGAGGUAUAAAUGUGGCAUUUGCAAGAAAGCUUUUGUAACUGUCUUAGCCCUAAACUCCCACGCGGGCUGGCACAAACGCAUUUUCGCUAAAAAGAGACUACUAAGUCAAUCAGCUCCGGAAACUAACACGGCCCACGGUGUGAUAGCUUCAAAAAUCGUCAGACAGUCCAAAGUUUUUAAGAAGAAAAUCACUCCCAAACCUCAGCAACAACAACCUGCGCAACAAGCUUCCAAAUUCCAAUGCAGUACGUGUUCUGCGCAGCUACCCAACGACACGGCACUUCAAAUCCAUAUCCUGGAAAAACACAGGAGUAUGGAUGAGGUUAUGUUAGUCCCGAGAUGCGAGACGUGCAAUCAGGAUUUCGCCACUCAAAAUGAAUACGAAAUGCACCAAAGAUUUCAUGACUUUCUCGAGCGACAGAAGAAAAAUAGCCAGCAGGUUAUCAUUAAAAAAUAUCCCUGUGAACAUUGCAGUUCUGGAUUCAGUAGAAUUGACACUCUUCAUACUCAUAUAAGACAGCAUCAUCCAGAACACGCUAAAGUAGAGUUUAAAUGUACCCAGUGUGAUAGAGUUUUCGAAAAACAAAACUCUCUAACCAUUCACUUGAAAGUUCACGAAAAACAGAAGGCUGCUUUGACGAACGGGGGUAGUUCUAGUACUAGUACUUCUUCUGGUAGUACGGGAAAAGUAUUUUCGUGUUCGAUCUGUAGUAUGGUCUUCAGUUAUGCCAAGGAUCUGCGAACGCACACGAUCAACGCGCAUCCGUUUUGACGUAGCGUUACCAGCGGAGACGCGACUUUAGAUUGAGAGCGCGCGUGUGAUUUACAGGGAUAGUGAUGAUACAGGGUGUGUCAAAAAAUAGCGACCGUGUCUUAGAGAUUCGUGUUUUGAGUCACUUGUUUCCAUUAUAAAUUUAAAACCCGAAAAUACAUGUUAAAUGCCAAUUUUCGAUGUGCGUCUUAAGCUUAUUGGGACAAAAAUAUAUAUACAGGGUGUUUCUAAAAUAAACCGAAAUAUAAAUCCAAUUUUAAUCUUAAUUUUUAUGACUAAUUAUGACAUUAUUGGGAUCUUAUUGAAAAUUAAGAAUGUAGGUUAGUCCUUAACCGCUACACUGAAUAAUUAUCCUUAAGGGUUAUGCACGAAGUGGCAACGUUGCGUGACUUUGAUAUACAGACAAGGAAAGAGCAGUUUUAAAAAGUUUUGUAAAAUAAGUAAGUAGUAAAUAGUUUUGUAAAAAAUUUCUCUCGUCUACCAAUCUCGUCUACCAGUAGUGGACUAUUUUUAUUAAAAUAAAAAUAGUUUUUGGGUACCUAGGUCGACUCAGCCUUAAAUGAGUACUUGG